AUGAUGGCAUCGAAGGGAGGGGGUUGCGGGAGGGCCCUCCUGCGAAACUACCCUUGGGGGAGGGAUAACCAAAGCAAGCUGGGUGUGGCAAGGAACUUCUACACGCAGCGGACAGUGCGUGCCCUGCACAUAAGUGGAAGGGAUAUACGAAUUGGAGCAAUCACAGCGAACCAUACAAGGGCGUUGCAUAAUCAACACAGAUGCACCUACUACACUAGCAGUGAUGGAAAGAAGUACGACAAAACCAUUUGGAGCAAUUUAGGAAUUGUUAUUAUACCACAACAGACAGCAUACAUAAUUGAGCGCCUGGGAAAAUAUAAAAAAACAUUAUUGGCGGGCAUCCAUUUUAUCAUCCCCUUUAUAGACAAAAUAGCCUACGUGUUUUCCCUAAAGGAGGAAACGAUAACUAUUCCUAACCAGACGGCUAUUACAAAGGACAACGUAACAUUAAAUAUUGAUGGGGUACUCUACAUAAAAUGCGAAAACCCGUACAACUCUUCAUAUGGUAUUGAAGACGCUUUUUUCGCUGUAACGCAGUUAGCGCAAGUUACCAUGAGAUCGGAGUUAGGGAAACUUACCCUAGACGCGACCUUCCUUGAGCGAGAUAAUCUGAACGAAAAAAUUGUUAAAGCUAUUAAUGAGUCGUCCAAAAACUGGGGUAUUAAAUGUAUGCGGUAUGAAAUUAGAGAUAUAAUUUUACCAGUUAAUAUUAAGAAUGCCAUGGAGAAACAAGCAGAGGCAGAACGGAGGAAGCGAGCAGAAAUUUUACAAAGUGAGGGAGAAAGAGAGAGCGAAAUUAAUAUUGCCAUUGGAAAGAAAAAAAAGUCCAUUCUUAUUGCAGAGGGACAAUCAUUCGCAAUCAAAGCCAAAGCAGAUGCUACCGCAGAAGCUAUAGAAAUUAUUUCAAAUAAAAUAAAGAAGCUAGAUUCUAAUAGUGCAAUUUCUCUUCUCAUUGCUGAGCAGUACAUUGACGUUUUUUCCAACAUAUGUAAGAACAAUAACACCGUUAUUAUUCCAGCCGAUUUGAACAACAUUAGUAGUUUAAUUUCGCAGUCUUUGUCUAUAUAUAAUAACAUACAGAAUGCCAAGAGAGGAAGUUCUCCUCCACAAAUUGAGGCCCUCCCACAUGAUGACUUAGCACAUUCCGAAGCGAAGGACUGA
Molecule: messenger RNA, 1161 nt
Organism: Plasmodium knowlesi strain H
Lineage: Eukaryota; Apicomplexa; Aconoidasida; Haemosporida; Plasmodiidae
Product: stomatin-like protein, putative
Exons: 1
Coding region: 1-1161 (386 amino acids)
Cellular component (GO): membrane
Source: RefSeq, a predicted model, not a curated record